AUGGAACUGAAUAAUGGUGAACUAUUGCCUGUGCAGGCAGAAGAUGAGGGAACUGCAUCAGAGCUCCACAAUGGAGGACUGAUGGAACCGGAUGCUGAAGGGGCAGAGGUUGGGCAGGGUGAUGAGGAGGCGGGGUUGGAUAACGAGGAAGCGGAGCUGGUCAAUGGGGAUGUGGAGGUGGAGCUGGCUGAUGAAGGGCUGGAGGUGGUGUCGGACAGUGAAGUGGUGGAGGUAGAAGUGGGGUUAGGCGAUGAGGAUGCAGGACCCAGUGAUGAGGAGGUGAUGGCAGAGCUAGGCAAUGAGGUUGGUGAUGCAGCUGAGCUGGGCGACGAGAGGUUGGAGGUGGGGCCAGAUGGUGAAGAGGCAGAGCCGGGGCCAGAUGGUGAAGGGGCAGAGCCGGGGGCAGAUGGUGAAGGGGCAGAGCCGGGACCAGAUGAUGAAGGGGCAGAGCCAGUGCUGGAGGAUGAAGUGGCAGACGUGGGGCCAGAUGAGGAGGAGGUGGAGCCAGUGCCAGAUGGUGAGCGGGCGGAGCCAGUGCCAGACGAUGAAGGGACGGUGGCAAAGGUGAAGCCAGAUGUUUCGGGGGAGGAGCCAGUGAUGGAUGAUGAGGGGGCUCUGAUGGAGGUGGGGACAGAUGCUGAGGGGGUGGAGCCAGUGCCAGAGGAAGAGGGCAUGAUGAUUGAUGAUGAGGGGGCGUUGGUGGAGUCGGGGACAAGUGGGGAGGAGGUAGGGCUAAUUCCAAAGGAUGAGGGGAUGGCAGAGGAGGUGGGGCCGGAGGAUGAAGGGUUAGUGACAGAGGCGGGGCCGGAGGGUGAGGGGGCAGUGACAGAGGUGGGGCAGGAGGAUGAAGGGGCAGGGCCAGAGGGUGAGGGGGUAGUGACAAAGGCGGGGCCCAAGAAUGAGGGGGCGGGGCCGGAGGAGGAAGUAAUUGCAGAAACUAUUCUUCGAUCAACCCGUGCGGACAGCCUGAAUGUCAACUCUGUCGCCCAGCCACAGUGGGCAUGUUGGGAAGUGGGUGAUCGCUGCCGGGCCAGGUGGACCGAAGACGGCAUAAUCUACGCAGCCACCAUCCAGUCCAUAAACAUCGGCAAACAGACCUGUACCGUCCUCUACACCGAUUACGGCAACAGGGAGGAGCAGACCCUGUCGGAGCUGCUGCCCGAGGAGAGCGAGAGCUUCGGAGAACGGUGGGAAUGUUGGGAAGUGGGCGAUCGCUGCCGGGCCAGGUGGUCUGAAGACGGCAUCAUCUACAGUGCCACCAUCCAGUCCAUAAACAUCGGCAAACAGACCUGCACCGUCCUCUAUACCGGAUAUGGCAACAGGGAGGAGCAGAGGCUCUCGGAGCUGCUGCCCGAGGAGAUCGAGAACUUCGGAGAACAGUGGGAAUGUUGGGAAGUUGGUGAUCGCUGCCGGGCCAGGUGGUCCGAAGACGGCAUCAUCUACGCCGCCACCAUCCAGUCUAUAAACAUCGGCAAACAGACCUGCACCGUCCUGUACCAUGGGUACGGCAACCGUGAGGAGCAGAGCCUGUCAGAGCUGCUGCCCGAGGAGAGUGAGAGUCUCGAGGAACAGGUGGUGGAGAGAGGCUCAUUGACAGGAGACUGGGAGAAUACCUCCCCUAUGUGCAGAGCAGACAUCUUCAAAGAGAAACGCUGGCACCAUCACUUGCAAGAGUCUCGCUACCAUGGACAUCAGCCACUCACACCCCCCGAGACCCCCACCCACAAUCACACCUACACCCACAACCAAACCAUCACACAGCCACCCACACCCCCCCUGAUGCCUCGAUACAGCAAUGUCCAGACCUCUCCUCUUCCUCCUCCAGCUCACCUAUUCAGCCCAGACCUCAGUGAAGAUGGUGCCCUGAUGAGCCUGCUGAUAGCUUGGUACAUAAGUGGCUAUCACACUGGAUACUAUCUGGGUUUGAAACAAGGCCGGACUGAAGCAGCCAUGAACCCAGAGAUGCGGAGACCCAGAUGGCCUAUUCAGUGAUGGCCUGUGUCAUCUCCCCGCGUGGGUCUGUUGGGUUCCAUUCCUUUUGGUGAAACCAAUGUAAAUAAUGCAUCAAGAAAGAGAGGAGGA
Molecule: messenger RNA, 2082 nt
Organism: Callorhinchus milii (elephant shark)
Lineage: Eukaryota; Metazoa; Chordata; Chondrichthyes; Chimaeriformes; Callorhinchidae
Exons: 7
Coding region: 1-1992 (663 amino acids)
Biological process (GO): regulation of alternative mRNA splicing, via spliceosome; mRNA processing
Cellular component (GO): cytoplasm; nucleus; precatalytic spliceosome
Molecular function (GO): RNA binding
Source: RefSeq, a predicted model, not a curated record